CCACACUUCACGGCAUCGACUGAUCAUUGUUGCUGGUCUUCCUUCUCCGACCAAACUUAGUCUACCUCAUUUAGAAGCUGCGAUAUAGCAUCUACAUACCGUCAAGAUGUUCCGCACUGUUCCCCGCAUGGCUGGAUUCGUGUUCCGCGAGAACCGUGUUCCAUACUACCAGCGUCUCUUCCAGCAGCACGAUGGCAAGCGUCAGUGGUGGAAGACCGAGCGUAGCAAGUACAUCAUGUACCCCUACCUCAUCUCCGUUUACGGUUUGGGCAUUGCCACCACCUAUGCCAUGUGCCGUAUGGUCCUUGGCCACAAGACUUGGUUCGGCAAGAACUAAAUAAAUCUUCGGCAAUUUCAGAUCGAAUACAUGGACUAGCGCCUCCUGGAUCCAUUAGCGGUGUAUUUCUAUUUCGACAGAC
Messenger RNA from Aspergillus novofumigatus IBT 16806, 419 nucleotides. RefSeq names its product cytochrome c oxidase subunit 7. Lineage: Eukaryota; Fungi; Ascomycota; Eurotiomycetes; Eurotiales; Aspergillaceae. The transcript has 5 exons. The record is from RefSeq and is a predicted model, not a curated record. Bases 107 to 337 code for a protein of 76 amino acids.